Molecule: messenger RNA, 2595 nt
Organism: Oryctolagus cuniculus (rabbit)
Lineage: Eukaryota; Metazoa; Chordata; Mammalia; Lagomorpha; Leporidae
Gene: IFT38
Product: intraflagellar transport 38
Biological process (GO): cilium assembly
Cellular component (GO): microtubule organizing center; intraciliary transport particle B; cilium
Source: RefSeq, a predicted model, not a curated record
AGGGAGAAGCAGUCUGUGAAGCCCCUGUCAGGCGCGCCAGCCGGGGCCACGUGUCCGUGUCGCCCUCGGCGUCCUCGCAGCGCCCCCUACGGCCCUCUUUGUGCGCCUGCGCCCGCCGCCGCGUUUCGGCUCGCGCCUUGUUUGGCCCCGGCCGCGCUCCGUCCCGGGCUCCGUGCGUUGCCAUGGAGACCGGCGAGGCCCGGGGCUGCGGGCGCCGGGAGCGAGCGGCGGCGACCUGAGGCGCCGGGGGACGGAGGCAGCAUGUCUUUCCGCGACCUCCGCAAUUUCACAGAGAUGAUGAGAGCCCUGGGGUAUCCACGGCAUAUUUCUAUGGAAAAUUUCCGCACCCCCAAUUUUGGCCUUGUGUCCGAAGUGCUUCUUUGGCUUGUGAAAAGGUAUGAACCUCAGACUGACAUCCCUUCUGACAUAGACACUGAACAGGACCGCGUUUUCUUCAUUAAGGCAAUUGCCCAGUUCAUGGCUACUAAGGCGCAUAUAAAACUCAACACAAAGAAGCUUUACCAGGCCGAUGGGUAUGCAGUGAAGGAGUUGCUGAAGGUUACGUCCGUGCUUUAUAAUGCUAUGAAGACGAAAGGGAUGGAGGGCUCUAAGCCAGGAGAGGAAGACGUCAGCAAGUUCAAGUUUGAUCUUGCCUCCAAGGUGGCAGACUUGAAAGCAGCCAGGCAGCUUGCUUCUGAAAUCACCUCCAGAGGAGCGUCUCUGUACGACUUGCUGGGCAAGGAGGUCGAGCUCAGGGAACUGAGAACAGAAGCCAUUGCAAGACCUCUGGAAAUCAAUGAGACUGAAAAAGUGAUGAGAAUUGCAAUAAAAGAGAUCUUGGUGCAAGUUCAGAAGACAAAUGACCUGCUCAAUAACGUUGCCUCUGAUGAAGCUAAUUUAGAAGCCAAAAUUGAAAAAAGAAAAUUAGAACUGGAAAGAAACCGGAAGCGUCUCCAGAGCCUGCAGAGUGUCAGGCCUGCCUUUAUGGAUGAGUAUGAGAAGAUUGAGGAAGAAUUGCAAAAGCAGUAUGACAUUUAUCUCGAGAAGUUUCGCAAUUUAGCUUACCUGGAACAGCAGCUUGAAGACCACCAUAGGAUGGAGCAGGAGAGGUUCGAGGAAGCAGAAAACACGCUGCGUCUGAUGCAGAGCAAGCUGAAGGAGGAGGAGAGACGGCUGUUCAAGACUGGAGGGAACGACGACUCAGACAUGGACAUUCAGGAGGACGACGAGUCUGACAGUGAGGUGGAAGACAGGCGGCUGUCCAAGCCGCGGACGGCCAUGGAGGUGCUCAUGCAAGGACGACCCAACAAACAUGUCGUGGGCACGAUGCAGGGCGGAGACUCCGAUGAUGAAACGGAAGCAGCACCAGCUCUCUUAGGUAAAUGCAAGACUUCCAGCUCCAAGAAGCAGGAUGACUCAGAGGACAGUGAGAUUGACAUGGACGACGAUGAAGAAGAUGACGAGGAUUUGGAGGACGAGAGCAUUGCUCUGUCACCAGCUAAGCCCAGCAGAAGGGUCCGGAAGCCUGAGCCCCUGGAUGAGAGUGACAAUGAUUUCUGACCCUCUUGCCAAGGGACCCAAGCAGAUGACAGACCUCAGAUUUGUAGGUAAAUGGACCAUGAGAAGGUUAGGAAGGUGACCUAUGACCGCUCCCCACGCCAGCCCGACUCGUUGAUGCGAGGUGCUUGUUUCGCAUUCGCCUCCUGUGUAUAGAUUCCGUGAAGCUUAAUAAGAACUGGAGCAAACCCCAAAGAUGACUUGCUUUUGCCUUCUUUAUCUCCUGUAACCUGGGAGAUCAAGUGUUCUUAGUGGUUCGCAUCCACGGGAGAAAACUCGGGAGAAGGGAGAGCUGACAGCACGGGAGUCUCGGGACUUGACACAGGGACCCGGCGCAGGGUCGGGGACAUUGGUUAGAACGCUUAUUGCACACUGGCUUUUCAUUCUAGCCCUUAUUUCAUUUUCUUAUUUUCUUUCUGCUGCAUGCUUACAGUCCCAAGCAUUAAGUGCAUUUCAGUAAUUAAAGUUUUCUGAAGGGCUAGCUAAGUUAAGUGAAAAGCAGCUUCCCAUUGAAAAUGAGGCACAGAGAAAGGCUCCAAGGCUGACAUUCCCUUGGGAGUCAGAGUCCCCAAGUGUGACAGCCCCUUCGUGUGUCCAAGGCCGCUACUAAGUGGCAGAACCCGGCUGAACCAGGGGCCCCCAUUCCAGACUCCCGAGAUACCAGCUGGCCCUCCGUCUGCCCACUGGGUUCCUCCACAGAACCUUGUCUCAAGUGUGGCAGGGUGCUGUCCCAAGGCUCACAACCAGCACACCUCCUUAGGGGAAGGCGCCAGCUCAGCAAAAAGUGUUAGUCCCGAUUUGUGUUUCUGAUUCUAAAAUAAACCAGAGGACUUAGGGAGAGGCGCACAGGAAGAGUUUCCUUGUUGUGAAGAGAUGUGAUGGCAGUGAGUUGGUUUAUUGUUUGUUUUAGUAUGAAAAGCACAAAACUGCUCGUUUGCUUUACAGUUAUGACGUCAGAAGACUUCUGAAGUUACUUAUGUUUUAAUGAAUGUAUUUAAUGUCAUUUUUACAUUAUUAAAGCUUUACUCGAAAGUAUAA